AUGCGGGCCAACCACCAUGCGCUUCGGCGCCUCCUCCCCUCCUCCUACACCCCACUCUGCCCUUGCUCGCGCUGCCGCAGCGGAGCGUCCACGCCCGCAGGAGAGCCCCGCAGCCCCGUGCGCAUGCGCCACCAAGCCUCGCGCCGCUCCGACCGGACUUCCCCGCAGCUCGCCGCCGCCAGUUCACCGGGCACCACCGCAGCCCCCUCUCCCUCUCCUUCCUCCCCUGUCUCUCACGCAGCUCCCCCUCUCUCUCCAGGACACUGGUCGAAGCCGGAUCCGCCGCCGGCCAUUAGCCGCAACCGCCGGGAGCUCGGCCUUCAAGCCACGGCGGCGCCCGCCGGGAUGCUGUGGCCGCGCCUCGGUCUUCUACCAGGGAAGCCCAGCGCGCCGCUCGACGCCGUGGAUGCGGGCCAACCACCAUGCGCUUCGGCGCCUCCUCCCCUCCUCCUACACCCCACUCUGCCCUUGCUCGCGCUGCCGCAGCGGAGCGUCCACGCCCGCAGGAGAGCCCCGCAGCCCCGUGCGCAUGCGCCACCGAGCCUCGCGCCGCUCCGACCGGACUUCCCCGCAGCUCGCCGCCGCCAGUUCACCGAGCACCACCGCAGCCCCCUCUCCCUCUCCUUCCUCCCCUGUCUCUCACGCAGCUCCCCCUCUCUCUCCAGGACGCUGGUCGAAGCCGGAUCCGCCGCCGGCCAUUAG
Messenger RNA from Aegilops tauschii subsp. strangulata, 702 nucleotides. The record is from RefSeq and is a predicted model, not a curated record. Lineage: Eukaryota; Viridiplantae; Streptophyta; Magnoliopsida; Poales; Poaceae.